This is a messenger RNA of Podarcis lilfordi (Lilford's wall lizard), 12805 nucleotides long. NCBI's taxonomy places the organism in Eukaryota, Metazoa, Chordata, Lepidosauria, Squamata, Lacertidae. The record is from the annotation of a GenBank genome assembly.
CGAAGUAGUUAUUUCCUGAAUAAACAUGUAUUUUAUUUAUUAACAAUAUUUCCAUGCCACCCCAUGACUGAAGUUCACUUCGAGGCAUCAUGUACAUAAAAAUGGUUAAUAUAGAUAAUAUAAAGCAAUAUAAAACACGUCACAUGAGAGAUGAUCAAUAAGAGCAACAGGUAGGACUUUAAAACUUUAGGAAGCACCACAAAAUCUAUUAAAAGCCCCUAAAAAGCCCAGGGUAUUUCCCACCCCCCGGGCUUGCCGAUCAGAAGGUCGGCGGUUUGAAUCCCCACGACGGGGUGAGCUCCCGUUGCUCAGUCCCUGCUCCUGCCAACCUAGCAGUUCGAAAGCACGUCAAGUGCAAGUAGAUUACCUUCCCAGCAGGAAGGUAAACCGUGUUUCCGUGCACUGCUCUGGUUUCGCCAGAAGCGGCUUAGUCAUGCUGGCCCCAUGACCUGGAAGCUGUCUACAGACAAACGCCGGCUCCCUUGGCCAAAGAGCGAAAUGAACGCGCAACCCCCAAAUCGUCCGCGACUGGACCUAAUGGUCAGGGGUACCUUUACCUUUACCUUUAAAAAGAAUACAGAGCAGGUGCCUCAUGAACCUCUCUGGGAAUGGUAUAAAUAGAAACAAUCUUUAUUAUCAAAUUCAAAGGCAUGUUUUACAACAACUUAGAGAGUACAGUCCACAGCUAGCAAACGCCAUCUACCCACAUUUGUGUGUAUGUCCAUCUGCAAACUUAUUUCUUGGGGGCUUGGCUUAUUAAGCAAAGUGAAACUUACCUACUUCUAAGUAAACAUGCAAACAUCCUCUCAAGCUAGCAAGCCCUCAACUAUUUAAUUAGUGCUCCUUGGCACCUUGUAAUCUGAUUGGAUAAUAGAGUGCCUUUGGGUGGAGGGAGAAUUGGCUGGCCUUGAAAAGUGAGAGAGAUUCCAGCAACAGGCUUCCCUAAGAGAGAGCAAGUGAAGCAGCUGCAGCAGACUCUGAAUGGUUUAGGAAAGGAGCAACUGUGGAGAUAUUUAAUGGAGGGGCUUGGUAAAACUUUAUGAUGAAGUUGCUUUUUCCACUGGCAUUAUUUCUUCUUUUGCUUUGCUCUUGCUCAUUAGGGAAGGAAACUACUAAUCAAGCUUCCAGGGGUUUCCCAACGCCAAACUUUGAUGUAGGAAAACAUGAUGAAUGGGUGAGUAUUGGUUUUGUCCUAAGAGUCAAGUCAAAACACAUCUUGCCCCAAGAGGGCUUCAUGUAAGUGCCUCAUUCUUCCAUUUAUAUCCCAUGUACCUCUGAUAGAAAUAGCCACAUAUGUUAAAUAAACGCACCAUUUCCUCUAUAAACUGUGCACUUCCCGGAGUUAAUGGGAUUUUGGCACUUAAUAAGCAGUGAGCCCUGGAAUGACUGUGUGUAGGGAAAAGCGCUUGUAUCUGUGCUAUACUUGCAUAAUAAUAAGAGUAAAUCCCUUGGUUUUCUUUUUAGGCCGACACAAGUCUUAAUGGAUCCCAGGAAUCAAAACCAGGUGAGCUUUAAAAUUGACAGUGAAGGAGCAAGGUGAUUCAUUCAUGGGUUUGACAGCAAUUUUGUACUGUGCACAAGUAUUGUUGGGAUUUGUGUACUUUGUAGAGGGGGUGCAGUAUGGCUGCAGGGCAGGCUCAAUACCAAAGGGAUGAUUCAAAUGGUAAUGUAAUCCCUAAAGGCUAGUUGUCUUCCUUCCAGGAUGGGGAGUGGGGCUGCUGCCGGCCAAGGAGCCUGUGAGCAAUGGAUUUCUGCUGCUGCUGUUCUUCCUGACUAAGCCCUUGGGUUGGGCUCUGCUAAAACAAAGAGGGAGAACUGCUAGAGAAAAUUUCAGGCCCUGUUUUAAAUCUGGGAAGGAUAGGUGGUGUGUUUGUUUUGUAUCCCCCACACUUUAGAUGUACAAGUGCCCACAGGGCAGUAUUUACAUUAUGUUUAUUUCUAAAGUAUCACAUUACUCCCAUGUCAGAAACAGCUGCCUCUCCUAUUCCAGCUUUAGGGUGUUCUUUGAAUUUUGCAGAUCUGGUAUUUUCAUGCCCCUCAGAUGACCACCAGUGGGAUUCUGUGAUUUGAUUUAUUCUCUGCCAGUUUUCCUCAAGCCAAUAUUUCAGGCUCAGCUACGUAGGUUAUGAACUUUGCAGCUGAGCAAUGAGAAGAUUCAGAUUAACUGAGGAACUGGAGGGGCUGUAGCCCCACAUCCCUGGCAUCUCUGUGUUGGGAGCCCUUGGGAGGGAGGUGUUGGGUUCAGUGCCUGCAAACAGAGCAAUGAGAAGGAGAAGUCAAGCAAAGCAAAUCCCAUUACUGGAUGUGAUGGCUCAGGUGCAAGAAGAUGGAGGCUGUUAUUUCUGAAACAUAUAACCCUGAUCGACUACCUAUAGUUCUCAGAUAGUUGUAUUUGUGCUCUUGAUAGCUUACAGCAAAUGGGAUAGGAAAUACAAACUUCCAACAUUUUCUUCAGCAGAUUUUGUCCAAGUGGCACAAUGAUUGACUGGUUGGUGUCAGAAGAUUAGUGUGGUGUUUUCCAUACUGUCACAACCACAACAGUGGCCUCCAGUCAGCACCAAGGAGCAAGGGCUGUCAGCUUUUGACAUACAUGCCAACUGCACGUAUAUGCCAAGAAGUAAAAUAAAAUGAUUUUUCAGCUUCAUUCUUAACCCUGGAUGAUGUGGAGUUGUUUUAUAUCUGGAAAGGAUGUGUGAAGUGGCCCUGUGAUAAAUCUUCAGAAAUGUUUUUUCUUGCCUUGAAAACUGGCAAAUUGCAAGCCAACUGUUCAGCAGUUGUGUUACCUCGCAAGGUGUGUCCAGAGUCAGCAUUAUUUUGAAGUUGCCUAAACUCAGGCAGGCUUCCACUUGUUUCCCAACCAGUGAUCUGUCAACAUCAGCAGUCUGCUUCUGGGGUGUGUGUUGGGGGGCAAGGGGAGCUUGUCUGAGCAGAUCUUUUAUGCCGUCUCUCUUUGUCUAUUGUAGACCUAUAGUUGGCCUGUGAGCAAUAUGGGUAUACUGCAAAACAGGUAGAACACCAAACUGCCUGGCCAGAUUGCCAUAAGCAUAACUAAUACAAUGUAUGAAGUGCUUCCAGAUGCUCAAAGCAUUGAAUAAAGGCCAAGAAACCAGGCCAGUCCCUACUUAGCUUUGCAAAUGUGCUAGCAAUUUUAUUGUCGUUCUUCUAAUGCAAUAAACCAGGCAUAGGCAAACUCUGGCCCUCCAGAUGUUUUGGAACUACAAUUCCCACCAUCCCUAGCUAACAGGACCAGUGGUCAGGGAUGAUGGAAAUUGUAGUCUCAAAACAUCUGGAGGGCCGGAGUUUGCCUAUGCCUGCAAUAAACCAAUCGUGCUCAAUAAAUGGAUCCUCCAAACUUCCAUUUGUUCUGCCACUACCCCCUGAGGAAACCCACAGUUUAGUGCUGAAUUGGAACAAAUGGCAAUUGGUUUUUUCACAAAUUGCCAUCUAUUCUGAUUAGCAUGAAAGAGCAGGUUUUCAGGAGGAAAAUGGUGGGACAAAGGCAAAACCACUCAGACCUGUGCCAAGAAAGCAUAGGACAAACAGAAAACCCCUUGGACCCAUGCUUUCUAGGCUCCGAACAAGCGGAAGUGUGGAUGAGCCCAAAGUGAUGGUGAUUGUACACCUUCUUUCAUCUUCCAGCUACAGAAUUGGGAUCCCCUUGGCUGCUGGUGUAUCUUCCUGUAACGAGUUGCCACGCUGUCUUGGAGGGCGAUGCUGGAACUUUCUCUCCUCCAGAUCUGAGCAGGAUGCCAGGCAACAGCUGGUGCAACUGGACUAUCUGGGCUGGUCCUCACAAGCACAUCUUGAUUUACAUAGAAGGAUUUGAAGGGAUUUCACAAUGUGAAGAAAAUCAGGAUAAGCUCAUAUUCCAAGGAGUCUUAUCAAGUGUUGAAAGCAAAGUAACUUAUGCAUGCAGAAACCAUGGUACUUUGGUGUUUGCUGCACAAGCUGUGGCUGUCCAUAUAGUGUUUUUGUCAACAAUGUCUUCUCACAACCAUAGUCAUAAAUAUUUUAAAGGACGGUAUUAUGUAUUUGAAGAUUAUGAAACUUUUACUGGUGGUGAAAGGCCAGUUGUGAAAUCUAACAGCAGUGCUGGACUUUCUCCCAAGUCUUUUAUAAUGCACUCUCAGCAUAUUUUGGAUUUUGUAAACACUAGCAGAAAGCUUAGCAGCGAAAAUGGGCUUCCUGCGACUAGUAAAGAGAGGUGGUGGGGAAAUAGCAACGCUACAAGCUUAGAAUCAUUCCUACAACCUACGGUUUCUCUCUUGAAAACCAAAAAAAAAGUUACCUUGAAACCUCUUGAUAUAAAGAGGAUACAUGUUGCUAAGCCAACUAUUGAUGACAUUAGGAAUGGGAAUGAAACCUCUUCCAGCAACUUCAAGAAAACUCUAGUCUUAGAAUCAAGCAGUUUUGAGAAUGAAGACAAAGCAAUUAUGUACAAGCCAAUUGCCUCUUCAGCCACACUACGUGUGUCCCAAAAGGUCAGAAUGAUGACAAAAUCGGUGGCAAUGAAAGGUCAUGGAACUGUCACUAAAUCUGUCAAUCUUCAAAAUAGUGGGCACAGAACCACACGCUGGAAGCCAGCAUACAUGAGCAAUACUGGGAGAACAAUAUUAGGAACAUCUGCCUUGAGUGGCACUACUUUUCCACAAAUGUUCAUGGAAGAUCAGAGAACUCCAGUUUCACCUCCUAAAAGUAUCCCAGAGAAGAAGCAAGAACAGGUUCCUCACUCACUGCUGACUAAUUCUGAGUUCUCCAGGAAAAUCAUGGAUGAAAUGGAAUUUCAACACUUGGAACUGCAGGAAGUAUUUACAGGAGAGCAGAGGAACAAUCAAGCCUUUGGAGAAGAGAAUGACAACAGUGAUAAGUACAUAGCAGUGACUACUGCUGUAGGAAAAAAUGACUCUCGUGGAGCAGAGCAGCUCACUACAGAAAUGCCAGACAUUCCUACAGCCAAGCCAAAAACCUAUCUGACCACUGUAGGGUACCCUAAUGUGCUUCCUGCUCCUUCUCUAAGGAUGCUUAAUAGGAAACUCUUGGGCCCCACAACCACUACAGCUACGAAUUUCCAGGCUGUUCCCUCAAAGAACUCAAAAGGUACCCAAGUAGAGGCAGUUUCUACUUCGCCUCUCAACAAUCCAGUAACCAGAAACGCAGAGCGACUGCAAAAGAAACGCAUAAACCCAAAUCCUCCCUACUCACCUUCUGCUCAGGUGUCAAGUCAUAAAACUUCAUUGAAAGUUGAGAAUAAUUCCUAUGGUAAGUCUUGUUACCUCUAAACUGCUUAUCUGUCAACUGAGGCUGGUAAAUGAACGGAGCUAAUUGGGGAAAGUACAGAAGAAAUCCUUGCUAGCCUGUGUGUUUCAGAAAUCUGGCUUAACUCCACUGAGCAGUGUGUGGUUUUCAGCUUUUUCUAGUGUUUGAUAUAGGAGGGGGAGUCAGUAACUGUUAGCAGACGAAACAAAAUUGUCACUCUAAAUCCGAGCUGCUUCACACAUUGAAUUUCCCCCACUCGUUCAGUACUGGUCAGUCACUUUUAUUAUGAAUGGUCACUGCUCUUUGCAGAAUUUUCACUCUGUACAGUUUGCAUUUAAUUGUUUUUAUAUUUAUUGAUUGAUUGAUAAUGGAACCCUACUGUUUGACAAAACGGCAACUAUGUUUUCUCUCUAUCUCUUUCUUUGUGUUUGUGUCUAUAUUCGCCUACCUACUGAUAUUCUAGUCCGCAAAAGACUAUGCCACAAUCCAUUUGUUAAAUCUUUAAGGUAUCACAAGGCAAAUGCCCCCAAUUCUCUGAAGGCUGUCAGGUGUCUUGUGUUCAGUGAAAAAUGUUUUACUUGUGCAUAUAAACAUGUGUGCAAGCAUAAAGUGUAUUUUCAUUCCACAUAUUGCAUAUGGGGCUAGGGUGGAGGGGUUAUUUUACAAUAAACUGUAUGUACUGUACUAGAUUGAUAUUUUUCCGUUGUCUUUCUUCCAUAGAGAGGGAUUCUGUUUUGAAGCCCCAUGACAAUAAUUUUGUACUGGAAUCUGAGCACAAUCCUGGAGGUAACGUUUCCAUAUCCCCUUCCUCAAGGGUGGAAGAACUUUUAAAAAACUUGUUUUCCCAGUGCAGUUUAAUAAUAAUUAAUAAUAAUUUAUUAUUUGUACCCCACCCAUUUGACUGGGUUGCCCCAGCCACUCUGGGUGGCUUCCAACGGAUAUAAUAACAUAACAAAACAUCAAACAUUAAAAACUUCCCUAGACAGGGCUGCCUUCAGAUGUCUUUGCAAAGUUGUGUCGUUAUUUAUCUCCUUGACAUCUCAUGGGAGGGCAUUCCACAAGGAGGGUACCACUACCAAGAAGCCCCUCUGCCUGGUUCCCUGUAGCUUCACUUCUGUCAGAAGGCCUUUGGAGGUGGACCUCCGUGUCCAGACUGAACGAUGGGGGUGGAGACACUCCUUUGUGUAUACUGGGCCAAGGUUGUUUGGGGCUUUAAAGGUCAGCUCUGGGAGCCAAUGUAGAUCCUUUAAAUGGUUGGGUGACCUGACACAUCACUGACUGUUAAACAAAUGAUACUCAUGCUGCAAGUAGGCCAUUUGGGUGCAGGGAACACUUUCCUUUGUGCUCAUUUAUUUCCUGCAUUUAUAUCUCACCUUUUCCUCCAAGGAGCUCAAGGUGAUAUACAUGCUUCUCCUUCUCUUUUAAUCCCCACAACAGCCCUGUGAGGUAGGUCCAUCUGAGAGACUGUGACUGGCCUAAGGUCACCCAAUGAGCUUCAUGGCUGGGUGUGGAUUUGAACCCUGGUAUCCCACGUCCUAGUCUGACAUCUUAACCACUAGACCACACUGGCUUAGGGGGCUGUUAGGCUGUUAGCUUUAAAUACGGUGGCAAGCUGUUGGAAUUGCUCUGCUAUUUUCUGUAUCCUCACUGUACUUCAGCAGUCUUUGGGUCUUCUACAGAUCUUCUGUUUGAAAUAAGUUUUGGUAUAGAAAACAAAGGAUGGAGCUCUCCCACUGGAAGUGAGUUGGAAAAAGCUCUCAUAGACUCUAUUAAGAGUCAGGUAAGAAAACAAAUGGCACUGGUUGUAUGGUAAAGCCGAUUGUGUUUGUAAUGCUAUAUGUCAGUCCUUUUAAUAGAGGAGCCUCAAGUCCUCAAUUUUAGUUCUUUAUUUUUGAGGUGGGGGCACACCUUGCCUGUGGCACGUCAUGCUGAUGCUGGUAUCAUGUCAGUUCCACAAAAUGAGUUUAAUAAAUUUUCAAAGUGCACAGUUAGUUAAACAUGGGUAUUCAGACAAAUUAAAGACAGCAGAAAGUUUGGAUUUUCACCUUUUUGUGAUGAAUAAAAUGGAAGCACACAGAAUCACCAGAAGGCACACAAGGAAAUAGACAUAUUUGGGGAAAUGGUGAGCAUCCACUGUUUUUGGAAUAAUAAGCGUUUUUGUGAAAGAGAUUCAGAGUGACUAAGAGAUGUUGAUAUUGAGAAAUGGAAUAAGAAUUUUGUGAGUUAGAAGAAGGGAAAGAAGAGUGGAAACAUAUUGAAGAGAUAUAAUAGAUAUAUAAUACAGAUUUAUUAUAGGUGCAAUUGAAACACUUGAAGUAAAGUUAUAAAAACAAAAUAGUUUUUUUAUAUUACAUAUACUUGCGUAGUUGUCCCAUAGUAGGAAAAACUGAGAUCUACCAUACCUAGGUGAGGCUUUUGUUGUUAUUUUUAACAGGAUAUUAAUUAUGCUAUCAGCACCUUUGUUUCUGUUGCCAUUGAUUUAACCAUUGGUUAUCUGUAAUAUAAACCCACAGUUGGGCAUUUUUUCUUCAGGUGCAAGAGAAAGUGAAACUCCUCUCAAUCAAAGUCAAGGAAGUCAAGUUAAAGGAAAUUAUAAGGAAAGAAGAAACUGAAACUGAUAGGUAUGUCAACUAAGCUAUAGAUUGCCCUAAAAUGGUAACAAACUUGGUUUAAAGCACCCUGAAUUUGCGUGCUAUUCUUUAUCAGUUGCACUUAAUGAGGAAAAGCCAACAAUAUUAUUUCCAACCCUUCUUCCUUCCUUCUCUGUAGUAAACCUUCAACUUGCCUUCUGUCUUCUUAUUCCCAAGCUGAGAUAAUACCUUUAUUAUAUGUGCUCAGCUACUAGAGAAGGGAAGUGUUAAUGUACUCACUCAUUUGAAAUUAAUACUUCCAUUUUUAUAUGUAGACAAAAUGGUCCAAACCUGAUAUUCAUGUUCUGGCUCCAUCUAACACCAGAAGAAAAGAAUAUAUCUCACUUAUUGCAUGUGCAACUGGAAGACCUUGGUGGAGCAUCUGUGGAACUUGGCAAGGUUCAGACAGUUGUGGUGAGAGGUGUGUAAAAAGAGUUACACUAUUUAUGGGUGGUAUAAAAUAGCAAGUUAGAUAGAGAUGGGGAGGUCUGGGAUGGGAGAGUAAGGGGGGAAAUUCCACAGGUCUUCCUAUCACUAGCUAGAAAAGAAACUUUAAUCAUUCAGUGAAUAAAAUUCUGGGCUUGCUAUUUUUGCACCAGUGAAAGUAGGAGGAAAGAUUAGGCCUUUAAUCCACAGAACAAUUAAGCUGAUCACAUAGAGCUGGAUUCAACUGAACAAUUGCAUUAAUGAGAGCCAGCACAAGAGGGCUUCUCCCAGAUAGGCUUGGGGAGUCAGGAGAUCCCCCAGAACAGCAAACAGAUCGCUAUUGUUCCAUCAUGCAAGCAAAAGUGCUUUGCAGACAGAACGAUUGUAAUAGUGUGAUGUUGAAUUACACCUUAACAUUGUGUUACUGUCUCCUAAAUCAAUUUAGAAGUUGAUUACAUGGCAUCAAAUGGGACUGAAACUUCAUUCUAGUUGGUAUCAGUUGAAGGAUGCAAUCCAGGUAUUGCAUGCAGUUUGACCCACAUAAAUCUACAGCAUACAACUAAAGCCUAAUACCUGCUUUUCUCUUCAAGAGAGGAAAAUUUGGAGCAGGGAAGCCAUUAAGGGGCAUGUGUAACUCUUUCCCACUGAGUGCCAGUGUGGUGUAGUGGUGAGAGCAGUGGACUCGUAAUCUGGUGAACCAGGUUCGUGUCCCUGCUCCUCCACAUGCAGCUGCUGGGUGACCUUGGGCUAGUCACACUUCUCUGAAGUCUCUCAGCCCCACUCACCUCACAGAGUGUUUGUUGUGGGGGAGGAAGGGAAAGGAGAUUGUUAGCUGCUUUGAGACUCCUUCGGGUAGUGAUAAAGCAGGAUAUCAAAUCCAAACUCUUCUUCCCAAAAGUUGCUUCUCUCCAAAUCAUCUUGUUUCUCCAUCUGCUUUCCCCUCAUGGAGUUUGAAGCACAUUCGCCUUUGGCUUCUAGCACUUUAUUUUACAAUGACAGGUCCUGCUCCAAAGCAAGUCAUUGUUGAAACCAUGUACAUGAAGACUAUGGGUUAUCCCCUCAGUGUCCAUGACCCAGCUGCACUAUGCAUUUAAAGCAGGAUCAUACCACUUUAAGAAGUUAUGGCAUCCCUGGGGACUGCAGUUUGUUAAGGUUGCUAAGAAUUGCUAGGAGACCCCUAUUUCUCCUCAGAGCUACAAUUCUCAGCAUGGUUUUGUUGGGGGUACUGGUCAUUCGUUUUCAGAAAACUGUCUUCCUGAGUUUCUGCAUGUAAGAUGAAACUCUGGUUGUGAAGCUGGAUUGUUUACACUGGUGCAAAGAUAAGAGUGAAGUCACGCGCAGCGCAUUAUGUGAGAGUGACUAAGAGAGCGUUUUGGUUUUGAUCUGCUGAGAGGAUGCAAGCAGAUCUGCCGCGGGGAUCUACAUUAGUUUCUUGUAAAUAGCAACUGUUAAGUUUAAUGACAGGCAAUAAAGUAAUCUGUCUCAUCAAUCGAGACUCAGGGCCAAUUUCCUCACGCUUAGCUGCAGACUGUAUUUCAACUCUGCUAAGAGUCUGGUCGGAAGUGUGCUGGGCAAAUCUGUUUAUGGCAGCCUUCACGCCAUAAACAGCAACAGCCAAUCCUUUCCAGGGAAUUCUGAGAAUUUUAGCUCUGUGAGGGGAAUAGGGGUCUUCUUACAACAAACUACAGUUCCCAGGAUUCUUUUGGGGAAGCCAUGACAGUUUAAUGUCGUAUAACAAUGCUUUUAGGUGUAUAGUGCAGAUGGAGCUUUAGUGUUGUCGAGUUAAAAAGCUAAUGGUGGUGAAGAUCAUCCACCCUUGACAUUUCAGCCAAUUUUGUUGACAUUCUGGUGUGCCACAUGCAAAGUACAUGCUUGAGCAGGAUUUCUGGUACAGCCAUAAUGGAGGUUCCACAGUGCUUCCACCUGUGAGGAAGUGCUUGUGACAUGCAUAACCAUGAAGUGAUCAUUGUGAGUGAAAGAGCUGGGCGUGGGGUGGGGUACCAUAGAAUGAAUGCUACAGGAAAAGUGGGAGGGAUUUUUUUAAAAUGUCUACUGAAAGAGGUGAAGAAAAGGAGAAGAUGGGAAAUUAAUCAGCUAUAAUACUUCAAAUACUGCAUGCAGUGCUCAUAUCUAAAAAGGUAGCUGGCUAAUAAAAGUUUUGUGCAUGCAAAGACUAAUCCUUAACAUCAGGAAAAGCCAAAGCUUAAGGAAAAUCUAUUUUAUUCCAUACAUAUGGAAUGCCAUAGCAUUGCAUACCCCAACAUUUUCAUUUAUAUUUUUGUUAUUUUGACUUAUCCUCUGUUUUCAGAAUUGUUUGUAUCAGUUGUUUCUAGUUUAUAUCUGUUUAGCUGGGAUUGUGUAACAUCUUUUUCUUCUUGUUUCUUCUUGCACCUAUGUGACUUAGGGCUGUUGUCUUGGUGUUUAUUCUGCCAGUCCAUGGGAGACAUAAGUAAUGAGUGGCAGUAAGACAGCUUCCAAUGCAUACUAAAUUCCUACUUAAUUGGUUAGCUGUGGCUUAUAUGAAUGGUAGUCUGAAAACAUGCUAUUCAAAGUUUAUAACCAUGUUACUACAGACCAAUUUUAUUCUCUCUACCUGCCAGAUGUGAAUGAGUGCAGCUCUGGGAUUGGGCUAUGUGGUGACAAGGCAAUCUGUCACAAUGGAUAUGGUACAUAUAUAUGUCAAUGUAAAGAAGGUUAUGAGGAUCGUUCUCCAAAAAAUUCAGGAACCCUGUGCUUUCAUAAUCCACAGACAGGUAUGUAUUUAUAAAUCUGCUUUGGGAUUUAUUUGUUUAUUUAGUAUCGGGAAUUAGAAUGAGAAUACUUAAGGAUAAGAAUAAAAAUAAUUAGUAAGAAUAGUAAAUAUGUUAUGCUGCUUAACAUAACAGCAGUUUGCAUUAAAAUGUUAAAACUAAAAUAUAAAUGCUUAUCACAAAAUAAAACAGAGACACAGUAGACCAUUAGAAGGUGUUCCUUCUCGUUCUAUGGGAUAUCAGUUGGGUGCACAUCUUAAUCUGGAAGCUGUUCUCUUGCUUGUAGUGGGAUGUGCAUGGGGAAGUAUAUUCCUCUUCUUAAACCCCAGCCAGCUGGCACAAGACUGGGCUCAUCCUACGGCAGGUUUUUUUUUCUUAUGAACAGUAAAUCUUGUAGAAUCAGACAGAAGGUGAGUUUGAAAUAAUUGUCCAUCUUAGAAGAAGUAUGCUAUUUGCAUUGGAAAUUCAACCUGCCAGUUUACCGUAGCAACCUCUUAAGCUGUCAGAGUAAGAUUAUGCCUUUUUAGUUGUACUGUGGCUCCUGAAAGUCUUUGAUGUAGUUAUGCUUCUGUUCAUAUCACCUGAGAAUAUAUGGAUGAAGGUGGACACAGUGUUUAAAAAGCAGUCACGGUGAGUUCUUCAAUAGUGUGAGCUUAGCCUUAACAAUUUGCAUGACAGACAGAUAUUCAGGCAUGUGUGCCAGCAAGCCUUAUGCUGAUUCAGCCUUCAGUCCUGCAUUUUGCUUCACACUUGGUGUGAGCUGUCUUCCUUUUGUUUCAGGUGUGAUGUGCAUUAUGUUCUGUUAUAUGUUCUUCCUUGACCUUAUAAAAAAAGAAAAAGAAAGAAACAGCAAAAAUUUUGAUAGUUGCAAAACUGCCCUAAGCAGUGUAAGGAAGUGAUGGUUAGUAGCCUAUGGGGGUUAAUGGACAGGGGGGUUAUCCCAGAUUUGCUUUUAAACAAAGAAAUUCAAACUGUGCAUAAUGCUGCAGAAAGCAGGGCCAUAUUUUCCAGAAGAGGGCAAGUUAUGUUUGCACUGCGUGUGGCAGAAGAACUUCCAAAUUCAGCCUUACUAUGUUCUAAAAAUGUUGUGUCUUCACCCUAAGAUAGUUAACUCCUGUCCUGAGUGUGGAGGAGCAUGAAAUGUGAAUGUUGGUCUCCUAGAAUCCUUGACUUGUUCUAUGACGUGUUGGCUGAGCUCUUUUGAAUGUGGAAGGCAAUUUUGUGCGCAAAAAGCAUUCGGGAAAGAACGAGUUCAACAAAGCAGUUUUAUUUGUCUUGCAGGCAUUAGCUCCUUGUUCCGCUAUACCGAGAUUCUUGUAGGUACCACUGUUUUUUUCAUCUGUGCUCUUGUAGUGGUGAUCAGUGUGCUGUGCAGCAUAGUAAAAAAUAAAUUUACUAAGAAGGACUUGCACUUCCAAGAGGCUGCUUUGCCUGGGACAUCUACAUCAUUUGAUCAGAAUAACAUCCACCCUCUCCUUAGUCUAGACCCUGGCCUGUUAAAACUCAGAGCCAAGUCGCCAGAACGGCCUUUACAACAGAGAACCAGCCCCAGUGAAACGUACAGAGUAUCUAUUGAGCAGUCUGAAUGUUUGUAAAGAAAAUGCAAUAUAAGUUGCACCCCCCUUCCCCAAUUCAUAAUUAAUCUCCUUUCAUUUCUUGUUAGUGAGUAGAUGCAACUUUUUGUUUCUUAGCAGUUCGUACCGAAUUCUUUUUAUCACCCCUUGUUCUCUGCCCGUUUCCCCC